AUGAAAUGGUUUGUAGUCUUCCUUCUGGCCUUUGCCACGGCCUCAGCAGGUAUCCUGCCCAAGUUAACGCCUGUCCAUCCCAAGGACAUGAAGCACAGUGGCUCUAUCGUGGGUCGCAUCACCAAUGGCCAAGAAGCCACAGAGGGCCAGUUUCCGUAUCAGGUGGGAAUGAGCUUCAGCAGCAACACCGGCAGUUGGUGGUGUGGGGGCUCCCUUAUUGGUAUUGAAUGGGUUCUGACAGCUGCCCAUUGCACCAGUGGAGCCUCGGCAGCGAUCGUAUACCUGGGCGUAACUGUCCGCACCAAGCCGGCACAGAAAUUAACCGUCUCCAGCAGAAACUUCUACCAGCACGCCAGCUACAGUUCCUUGCUCCUGCGCAACGACAUCUCUCUGAUCAAGAUCCCCGCUGUGACUGUCUCCAACAUCAUUAACACUAUUGCUCUGCCCGAAGUUUCCAACAGCUAUUCCACCUAUGAAGGAGAAAAAGCCAUUGUCUCUGGACACGGUCGGGAGUCGGACAGUUCCAGCUCUAAAGCCAAGAAAUUGAAGUGGGCUUUGCUUGAUAUUGUUUCUAAUACCGUCUGCUCCGAUGUUUUUGGAACGGCUGUUGUUACAAAUAAUAUUCUCUGCACAAAAACGGAGGGAGCCGUUUCCGCAUGCAAUGGCGACUCUGGUGGACCUUUGGUCCUCAACGGCGUCCAAGUCGGAAUUGUAUCGUUCGGAGCUAGUUCCGGAUGUGAGUUGGGAUACCCGAAUGCCUUUACUCGUGUAACUUCCUAUAGAUCCUGGAUUCUUAGUAUAGUUGGUGCGUAGCUUGAAGUUGUUUUC
Messenger RNA from Drosophila bipectinata, 828 nucleotides. RefSeq names its product serine protease 1-like. Lineage: Eukaryota; Metazoa; Arthropoda; Insecta; Diptera; Drosophilidae. Gene Ontology annotation, molecular function: serine-type endopeptidase activity. Gene Ontology annotation, biological process: proteolysis. The record is from RefSeq and is a predicted model, not a curated record.